GCACGUCUGUACCCGGAGAAGGAAGCCGGGUACCUGACGUUCCCUUCUCCACGGGUCCAUUCAGCCCGCUGCACAUCUCGGAUAUUGUACUGCCUCCGCUCCUCUCUCAGUUUUAUCUACAAAGUGAAUUUGGCUCAAAGAUGUCUCAGAAGAUCAAGGCCGGUGCAGUGGUGGAGAUGCAGGGAGAUGAGAUGACCAGGGUCAUUUGGGAGCUCAUCAAAGAGAAGCUCAUCCUCCCCUACCUAGAACUGGACAUGCACAGCUUUGACCUGGGCAUGGAAAACCGAGAUGCAACAAAUGACCAGGUUACCAUAGAGGCAGCGGAGGCAGUGCGUCUCUACAAUGUGGGAAUCAAGUGUGCCACCAUCACCCCAGACGAGAAGAGGGUGGAGGAGUUCAAACUGAAGCAGAUGUGGCGUUCUCCUAAUGGGACCAUCAGGAACAUUCUGGGAGGGACAGUGUUCAGGGAAGCCAUUAUCUGUAAGAACAUCCCCCGCCUGGUGCCCGGUUGGAUCAAGCCCAUCAUCAUUGGCAGGCACGCCCAUGGAGAUCAGUACAAAGCCACAGACUUUGUGGUGCCUGGGCCCGGGAAAGUUGAGAUGACAUACACACCCACUGAAGGAGAGCCAGUCAAGUUUUUAGUUCAUGAUUUUCAAGGCACAGGUGGUGUUGCUUUGGGUAUGUACAACACUGAUAAAUCCAUCAGGGACUUUGCGCACAGCUCUUUCCAGAUGGCCCUAAACAAAAGCUGGCCUCUUUACCUCAGCACCAAGAACACCAUCCUUAAGAAGUAUGAUGGCCGAUUUAAGGACAUCUUCCAGGAGAUCUAUGAGAAGGAAUACCGAGCUCAGUUUGAUGCUAAAGGGAUCUGGUAUGAGCACAGACUGAUUGACGAUAUGGUUGCCCAGGCCAUGAAGUCUGAAGGGGGUUUUAUUUGGGCCUGCAAAAACUAUGAUGGAGAUGUGCAGUCCGAUUCAGUUGCUCAAGGUUACGGCUCCCUGGGUAUGAUGACCAGUGUUCUGAUCUGUCCUGAUGGUCGAACAGUAGAGUCCGAGGCGGCUCAUGGUACAGUGACUCGACACUACAGACAGCACCAGCAGGGCAAAGAAACUUCCACUAACCCUAUAGCCUCAAUCUUUGCCUGGACACGAGGACUGCUCCACAGAGCCACGCUGGAUAACAAUAAGGAGCUGAAGUAUUUUGCAGAAGCUCUGGAAGCAGUUUGCAUUGAAACUAUUGAAGCUGGUUUUAUGACCAAAGACUUGGCGAUCUGCAUUAAAGGGCUGCCAAAUGUGACACGUGCCGACUACUUAAACACCUUUGAAUUUCUGGAUAAACUGGCUGAGAACCUGAAGGCGAAGAUGGCCAACCAGCCCAAGCUGUGAUCAUACUCAUACAAUAGAAGGACACACAAAUCAAGAUCAUCCACACAUUAACAUCAUUCCUAGAGCUACAAACCCAUGGUGAAACUGAGAUCAACUCUGAGACUGAGGAAGAAAACCGUCCAGCAAACAGUGCCUUGUCCAGAAGAAGAGGAAAGAGAGGUGACUACUUAAAGCCCAAUGUCCUGGUAUACCUCAUAACUGUCACAAAACCAUCACAAGGGGACCCAUUUUAAGACCUGAUUCCAUUUUGGAAAUAUCUUGUUCACUGUCUGUUUCAAAUUGGAUAAAAUGACUGAUAAUGUAAUAUCUAAAAAUACACUACAUUAUCCUUAAUAACUUUUGUCAGUGCCAUAGAUAUACAAACCGAUUUGGUGUAUUUUUUAACACUGUUUACAAAGCAUUACUAGCACAGACAAUGUGACUUGCUUUUAAACUGUUGAUAUUUAUUUGUCCUUCAUUAUUUGGUUGUAUGUAUGUGUAAUAUGCAGUAUCUCUGUAACUCACAACCUGCCAUAGAAGUGUCCUCUUGUCCCAACUCCCGGUAUGUAAACAAAUUUAUUGCAAUUUCUGAUUAUUGCCUCAUAAACGUUUAUUUGUUUGUUUGUUGUCUUUUCUGGUUUUACAUAAUAUGAUGUAACAAUAACUUUGUUUUACUAAGAAGCCAUUGCAGUUUAGUUUUUUUAUUUCAAAUGAGAAAAAGUGCUAACAAUUCAGUACAAUAAAAUGGAAACAGAAAGCAAAA
This is a messenger RNA of Boleophthalmus pectinirostris (great blue-spotted mudskipper), 2127 nucleotides long. RefSeq names its product isocitrate dehydrogenase (NADP(+)) 1 (gene idh1). Gene Ontology annotation, cellular component: cytosol; peroxisome; mitochondrion. Gene Ontology annotation, molecular function: NAD binding; magnesium ion binding; isocitrate dehydrogenase (NADP+) activity. The transcript has 9 exons. The record is from RefSeq and is a predicted model, not a curated record. Bases 141 to 1385 code for a protein of 414 amino acids. Gene Ontology annotation, biological process: isocitrate metabolic process. NCBI's taxonomy places the organism in Eukaryota, Metazoa, Chordata, Actinopteri, Gobiiformes, Gobiidae.